AUGCAUGAGAUCGUCACCAUUCAACUAGGACAACGUAGUAACUACCUUGGAACUCACUUCUGGAACACCCAAGAAUCAUACUUCACUUAUUCGGAGCACGAGCAAUCUCGCAUUGAUCAUGACGUUCAUUUUCGGCCAGGCAUAGGGAGCGACAACUCCGAAACCUUCACCCCUCGAGCCAUCAUAUACGAUCUCAAGGGUGGCUUUGGUACGCUGCGCAAGUACAAUGCCCUCUAUGGCCUUCAGGAUGAGUCCACACCUAUUCAAGGACUAUGGGAUGGUGCAACGCUGACACAGACCGAACCAACAAUUGAACCCUCAGAGUAUCAAAGAAGGCUUGAAGUUGCCCUUCCUACUUCACAAGUCCAUGCCUCCGAUGUGAGGUAUUGGUCCGAUUUCAAUCGAGUGUUUUUCCAUCCGCGAUCGAUUGUUCAAUUGAAUGAUUACGAAUUAAAUUCCCAACUCAUGCCUUUUGAGAAUUGGUCCACUGGAGAAGAUCUCUUCCAAAGUUUGGAUCAAGAGCUUGACCUUAUCGAUCGCGACAUACGACCAUUUGUCGAAGAAUGCGACCAAAUGCAAGGGUUUCAAAUGCUCACUGGGGUGGAUGACGCAUGGGGAGGAUUCUCCUCGAGAUAUCUCGAAAACCUUCGCGACGAGUAUGGUAAGACCAGUAUCUGGAUCUGGGGAGUUGAGGACCAAUCAAGAGUUGUGAGGCAAAAGCAGAUAUUGCGGGCGUGCAACUCUGCAAGGUCUUUGCGCUCAUUGGGGCAACAGGCAUCAGCAUUGAUUCGUUUAGCAGCCCCUCCAACGAACUUACCAAAUUAUGUCGACCUGGAAAACUCUUCAGACUGGGCAACCACUGCGUUGUUGUCUGCAGGCCUCGAGUCAAUCACUUUACCCACAAGGUUCAAUGCGACGGCUCGAAAAAGAGGAUCCUUAGCUCUCUUCGAGGAUAUCUUGAACACCAAUGGAAAGCAGAAUCUAUUUGAGCUUCAUGCUAGUAUCAACCACCCCAACGACAGCUCCAAUGACCAUGGAAGUGACCAACUAGCGAAUGGAAACGGUGCGGCUUCUGCCGACCCAACCUCAAGUCUACUCGAUAUUGAUUAUUCUCCGAGUCGAAAUUCAGCUGAUUCCUUGGCAACAAAAGGCUACCACAUCUUUGGUCAGGUAGAAAGUGAGCGUGACACGACAGGGUCUAAUACGAGUGCAUUAAUGCACACCCCAGAAGAGCGUCUCCGCAGAGGACUUGACGAUGAGAGUGUGGUUGAAAUUUUUCAAACCGACCUUCAAUACCCAGUACUGGAUACGUUUCCGGAGAGGCUCUUCCAGACCACGAGACAAAGCAAGGGUACUUUGAAUAUUUCAGCCACCCUCGUGUGUACUUCCGGCAUGAAAAGUCGAGUCACCAGCCUUAGGGAUGCAACUUCUCGAUUGGUACCUUUGGAUGAACGCGAAAACCUCUACAACGACCUUACAGAACUUGCUACCAACUAUAGUAUCGGAUGGGAAAGUGGAUCUGACGAUGACGAUGACGAUGAUUGA
Molecule: messenger RNA, 1545 nt
Organism: Exophiala bonariae
Lineage: Eukaryota; Fungi; Ascomycota; Eurotiomycetes; Chaetothyriales; Herpotrichiellaceae
Exons: 5
Coding region: 1-1545 (514 amino acids)
Biological process (GO): mitochondrion organization
Cellular component (GO): mitochondrion; cytoplasm
Source: RefSeq, a predicted model, not a curated record